CUAGCCGGCGGGAGGGCAGCCGCGCCCAGGGCCUCCGGGCCACGGGGGGCCGCUGUGACCCGCCUCGGCCCCACGGCGCCGCGGGCGGGCCAGCGGGCGGGCCAGCGGGCGGGCGGGGGAAGCGGGGCUUAAGGGAGAGCGUCCGCAAGCCGAAGGGAGCCGGGGAGGCGGGCGCUGUUCUGCGGCGCGUCGGCGGGGGCCCCGGAGCGCUGAGGACCGAGCAGGGCCCGCCGGCCCCAUUCAUGAGGCCUCAGUGAGGCGCGGCGGUGACAGGCGGCCCGCGGCGCCUCCCGCGCGUCCUGUUUGGAGCGGCGGCGGCGGCGGCGGCGGCGGCCCCCCGGUUGGAGAGCAAGGAGCAUGUCGGACAGUUUCGAUCGGGCUCCAGGUGCUGGUCGGGGCCGGAGCCGGGGCCUGGGCCGCGGAGGGGGCGGGCCUGAGGGCGGCGGGUUCCCGAACGGAGCGGGGCCUGCGGAGCGGUCGCAGCACCAGCCGCCGCCGCCGCCGCAGCCGCAGCCCAAAGCCCCGGGCUUCCUGCAGCCGCCGCCGCUGCGCCAGCCCAGGACCGCCCCGCCGCCAGGGGCCCAGAGUGAGGCCCCCGCCGGCUCCGCGCGGCCUCCCCGGCCUGGGGCGCUCCCAGAACAAACGAAGCCCCAGAGAGCUCCACCUAGUUCACAGGAUAAAAUCCCACAGCAGAACUCGGAGUCAGCAAUGGCUAAGCCCCAGGUGGUUGUGGCUCCUGUGUUAAUGUCUAAGCUGUCUGCGAACGCCCCCGAAUUUUACCCAUCAGGUUAUUCUUCUAAUUAUACAGAAUCCUAUGAGGAUGGUUGUGAGGAUUAUCCCACUCUAUCAGAAUACGUUCAGGAUUUUCUGAAUCAUCUUACAGAGCAGCCUGGCAGUUUUGAAACAGAAAUUGAACAGUUUGCAGAAACCCUGAAUGGAUGGGUCACAACAGACGAUGCUUUGCAAGAACUUGUGGAACUCAUCUACCAACAGGCCACGUCUAUCCCAAAUUUCUCUUACAUGGGAGCUCGCCUGUGUAAUUACCUGUCCCAUCAUCUGACAAUUAGCCCACAGAGUGGCAACUUCCGCCAAUUGCUACUUCAAAGGUGCCGGACGGAGUAUGAAGCUAAAGACCAUGCUGCCAAAGGGGAUGAAGGGACUCGAAAACGAUUUCAUGCAUUUGUUCUGUUUCUGGGAGAACUAUAUCUUAACCUGGAGAUUAAAGGAACAAAUGGACAGGUUACAAGAGCAGAUAUUCUUCAGGUUGGUCUUCGGGAACUGCUGAAUGCUCUGUUCUCUAAUCCUAUGGAUGACAACUUAAUUUGUGCAGUAAAAUUGCUAAAGUUGACAGGGUCAGUUUUAGAAGAUACUUGGAAGGAAAAAGGGAAAACUGAUAUGGAAGAAAUAAUUCAGAGAAUUGAAAAUGUUGUCCUAGAUGCAAACUGCAGCAGAGAUGUGAAACAGAUGCUCUUGAAACUUGUUGAACUUCGGUCAAGUAACUGGGGCAGGGUCCAUGCAACUUCAACAUACAGAGAAGCUACCCCUGAAAAUGACCCGAACUACUUCAUGAAUGAACCAACAUUUUAUACAUCUGAUGGUGUUCCUUUCACGGCAGCAGACCCAGAUUACCAAGAAAAGUAUCAAGAGUUACUUGAAAGAGAGGACUUUUUUCCAGAUUAUGAAGAAAAUGGAACAGAUUUAUCAGGGGCUGGUGACCCAUAUUUGGAUGAUAUCGAUGAUGAGAUGGACCCAGAGAUUGAAGAAGCUUAUGAAAAAUUUUGUUUGGAAUCAGAGCGCAAGCGAAAACAGUAAAGUUAAAUUUGAGGAUACCAGUUUUUUUUUUUUUUUUUUUAAAGUUUAGGUAUGAUGAUUUAGCAGAACACAGGAAAGCAAGAAACUGUGUCAGACUUAUACCAAAUUAAGGAUUUUGAGUUAUGUUACUAAUGUAUGCAACUUUAAUUUUGUUUAACACUACCUGCCAAAAUAAACUUUAUUCCCUGUAACUUAAAAUGUGUAUAUAUAUAUAAUAGUUUUAUUAUGUACAGUUAAUUCUACUGUUUUGGCUGCAAUAAAAUUGAUUUUGAAAUAAAUGAAAUGUUGAAAGAAAAUUUCACUAGCGGUUAGAUGCUUAUCGUUCAACUUCUUUUUCUUGAGGUU
This is a messenger RNA of Mastomys coucha (southern multimammate mouse), 2157 nucleotides long. RefSeq names its product poly(A) binding protein interacting protein 1 (gene Paip1). Gene Ontology annotation, molecular function: translation activator activity; RNA binding; protein binding. Gene Ontology annotation, biological process: regulation of translational initiation. Lineage: Eukaryota; Metazoa; Chordata; Mammalia; Rodentia; Muridae. The record is from RefSeq and is a predicted model, not a curated record. The transcript has 11 exons. Bases 358 to 1812 code for a protein of 484 amino acids.